This is a messenger RNA of Triticum aestivum (bread wheat), 3619 nucleotides long. Its product is annotated as F-box protein At5g49610. The transcript has a single exon. Gene Ontology annotation, molecular function: protein binding. NCBI's taxonomy places the organism in Eukaryota, Viridiplantae, Streptophyta, Magnoliopsida, Poales, Poaceae. The coding region runs from base 59 to 1204 and encodes 381 amino acids. The record is from RefSeq and is a predicted model, not a curated record.
UCCCACUCCCCUCAACGCCGCCGUCACUCACUCCUCUUGCUGGACGCCGGCGGCGACCAUGGCAGAUCCUCCCCACCGCAGCCUCCCGGACGAGAUCACCAUCUGGGAGAUCCUCGUCCGGCUGCCCCCCAAAUCGCUCCUCCGCUGCCGCGCCGUCUGCCGCGCGUGGCGCAGCGCCACCUCCGCCCGCCGCUUCCUCCUCGCCCACCACGCCCUCCAGCCCACCCUCCCCCUCCUCUACGGCUUCAACUUCGUCGGCGACGAGGUCCAGUCCCUCGACAUCAUCCCCUUCCACCAGCGGGCAGGCGCCGGCCAGCUCCAGCUCCGGCCCGUCGCGCGGCUUGAGCAAGACUCCGACUUCCACCAUCUGGAGGCCUGCUGCGACGGCCUCCUCGUCUUCUCCUUCCGCAACACCAGCGUCCGCGACUGGCGCUUCGCCGUCUGCAACCCCGCUACUCGCCAGUACGCUCCCCUCCCCCUGGCUUAUGGCUCCGGCGUCGAGUACUCGCUCCUGGGGAUGUACCCGCACAUCCCCACCGGCGACUACCGGCUGUUGAUGUACCGGGCCUCAGCAUUGAUGCAUGGUGAACUGGUACCUGCCGCCGCUCAAGACGGCUCCUACAUCUUCACUUUAGGCUCCGGCCAGCCGCCGAGGCACAUAGGGUUCCUCGAUGCGGAGGUGCUGACAUAUACCUUUGGAUCUCUCCUGUUUCGUGGUAGCCUGCAUUGGCGCCCACCAGGCAACAUGAUAAUGGUGUUCGACACCACGACUGAGUUGUUCCGGCAGAUGCGCGCUCCGGUUGUUCUUGGCCAUGCUAAGUUGUUUCAGAUGGAUGAAAUGCUUGGCAUGUCCGGCUUUAAUGAUGGGGGGACAACCAUUGAUAUCUGGAUGGCGCAGGACUACGAGAGAGGGGUCUGGGCCUGCAAAUACCGGGUAGAGUUCUCGGUUGCAGACCUCACUCUGCGGUUUGGAAAGUUUGACGGAAGUUCUUGGGUGGUAGCCGUGCCUUGGGAUGGUGACGUGCUCCUACUGGUCAAUUUUGGUGAGUGGCUACUUCAUGUUGACAUUGGUGGCAAGUUGGUUGCUACUUUCCAUCGCAAAGGCCUCGGUCCUGCAAAUCUUCAGCUCAAGCAAACUCUUGUUCAACAUACCUUCUUUCCGACACUUGAGGGUUAUGUUGCCAACUCUGCGCCUUUCAUCUGACGGAUGUUAUAUCAAGUGGUGAUUCUAUCUAGCCCAACUGUCAGUAUCCUCAUGAGCUGCAGUGUGUAUCAGUUCGGUCCACUAUGAGCCUGCUAGUUUCAUUUUCAUGCAUAGACAAGUUAUGAUCAAGAAGCUUGACUAUUUCAUAGUUAUGUUUAUAUUUCUCUGAAUAUUCUUCUGGGCUGAAGUGGCUGCCGUAAGUCUUGAUGCUAAAGUUGCAAGUCUCUGUUUACUUAAGUGAAGAAUUAACUUCUCCUUUUAUCAAGGUCCUCUUUUUAUAGAUUACCAGUGCUCUUCUUAAUACUAAAUAAUUAGCAAAUGUAUAUUUGAUUUAUGUUUGUCUGUUUUGUUUUAGCUGACAAGAAAUGAGGCAGAUUAUCCUGUUUUAAUUAUAGUCAUUUUUUCAAUGAAAUGUUGUGCUGCAGUUCAUUUCUUUUUCAUGAUUCCAUUGCAUUUGGUUAGGUAUUGAGACAUACUGUUUUAAUUCUUCCUUUACGUUGUAUCAUUUGGAGUUAUAUUUAUCACUUCACUUUAUCUGUGACCAUUUUAAGGAACCAAUGAUUCAUGUGAUGUUUGAUCUUAACAUAAGCUUGAGAAAUGGAACCUUUAUAUUGAUAAGUAGUAGAAAGGUUCUCGUGGUCAGAUUCUAGAUUGUGCUCCACUUUAAAUUCUGUAAGUGUCAGCCAUGUUCUUUUGUCCUGUGAUUGGCGCAAUGCGUAUGAAUUGGGUCCACUAUGAGCCGGCUAGUUUCCUUUUAUGUACUGACCGUGUAAUAGUUGCAUGAAAUUUAUACUUGUGAAAAACUGUGAAUAUCCAUUUGGGCUGAAGCUGUUUUGGCCAGCUUUUGAAAUGGUUACCAUUGAUCUGUCUUGUGGCUCGGUUUUCCUUUGAACUGAAGAAUUGACUUGGUUUUUAAUCGAGAUUUUCUUCUUUCAGUCUUUCUUAAAGGUCAUCAGUGGUUUCAUUAUACUAAAUAUUUAGCCAAUAUACACUGGUUUCCUGUUUCCAUGUUUUGUUCUAGCUGAUGAUCAAACGGCCUAGUUGUUAGUAAUUUAGUAUCCUCAUGAGUCAUGAGCUGCUAUAUAAAGUUUGAGCCUGUGGGCUUCUGUCGAUGCAUAUAAAGCUGUGAUCAGGAAGCUCUUGUAAGAAGUAUUGGUUUAAACAGAAAAGUUGGCUGAUGAUACCAAUCUGUGGUAAUGCUAAGUUUGAUUGAUCAAGUUACUGCCAAAAAGUCAUUGCAAUGUUGUUGGUACUGUGAAGAAUACUUGUCAGAAUAAUUUGGUUGGUAGGAACAUACGGAGUAAUAAUUAGUCAGGCAUCCAUGGUCUACUCUUUCCUGAAAUGGCCUUGCCCUCACAUUAUCAUGCAUGUUCCAAUCUUGGGAGAAAAAGUAAAUUUGGUGGGUGGAUACAACCAGGAUUGCUAUCAUGGAUUCAUGGGUGCUCUUAUUUCAUGUCUCAGGUAUCAUGUGAAUCAUGGAUAUGGUGAAGAGUUGGUGUUCACAGUUAGGAGUACUUGUUUGCUGAUCUGUGCUUAUUUGACAAAAAAAAAACUCCUUCCAGUUUGUUUAUUCCGAGAUCAUUACGAGUUAAGAGCUGAUGCACAUUUAAGUCAACAAAAUUCGAAGGAGAAUUAAGGUUUGACAGUUGCAAAAAUCCUUCGUAAAAAAGCUGGAUUUGUAGCUGUUGAUUAAUUCAUCACUGAAAGAAAUAUAUUUAUUCACAUACACUAGAAAGCUUACGAGCAAUGCAUUUAUUGUCUUUAUCUUUUCAUAUUUGCUCUGUGAUCACUAUCAGUAAUACAUUUAACACUGCUCUACCUGAGAACAUCCACUUUAUUGUUUUCUUCAGCCAACAAGACACAUCAUACGCUGCUGUUGUCGCUGACCAGGCACCCUGUGCAUUCUAGAUGCGUUUCUUUGUUCCUGCAUGCAGCAAGAAGAAACAGGUGAUGGGGAACAAGAAAAAAUGUUAGAAGUUUAUCGCUGGAGCCUACCUUGCAGCCGGUAUGUUCAAAAUUCAGACUGCAUGACGAUGAACGUAUAACAACAGCAAGAUCCCACUAGCCCUGAGCAAGCAUAUCUUCAAAGCCAUGGAUCGCCUAUUUUUUGAGCGACAUGUGUGUAGAAAAUAGGUAUGUAGUCAAUAUAGAAAAUAGGUAUGUAGUCAAUACUGAGCUGCGGCUCCGACGACGGUCACCAGGGGGAUGAUACCUCAGGCAGCAAUACAAUAGUAAACUGACAAGCAGAAUUCGGGCAGAGUUGGUGUACCACUGUGUGAUUAAAGUCUGGGAUAGGACUGUCAUUGUCUCCGACCAACACCAGGAAGCUCUUCUGCUGGUGGCGCGCGCAUGCUCGGCAUAGGCCGAUUUCUUGAAUUAAAGAAUUGACUUUGCCUUUUAUCGAGGUCUUCUUUU